AAGCAUAUCAUACGCUUUUUCAACAUCAAAAAAUACAGCAAUUACACUUUCUUUGUUAGUUUGAGCUUUCCUAAUUUCUGACUCUAGGCAUAAUAUAGAAUUUAUUGUCCCCCUCCCUUUACGAAAUCCUGACUGAUACGGUGAAAGAAGCCCUUUACUUUCUAUAUAGUGAUCUAGUCUAUCUGUUACCAUCCUCUCCAUAGUUUUGCCUAACUGUGAUGUUAAUGCUAUGAGUCUAUAGCUUGCUGGAUCUGAGGUUUCUUUUCCAGGUUUGAGUAUUGGAACUAUAACUGCCUGUUUACAUGUUAGUGGGAUUUUUCCUGUAUUCCAUACCAUAUUGAGCAGUCUUAAUACUAUAUCAAGUGUGGUGUCUCUCAUGUGAUCUAACAUGCUAUAGCAUAUACCAUCUUUCCCUGGUGUCGUUUGCCGUGCAUUUGAUGUGGCCCUUUUUAAUUCAAAUAGAGUAAAUGGUAAGUCCAACUCUCCCCCUGAUGUAGUCCUUCUUUCCAUUAUCCUGGGUUUUGGGCAAGUGUCUGAUCUCUACACUGCUUAGCUGUUGAUGAUAGGUUUUCAGUACUAUGGAUCUUCACAAAAGUUUUUACCAAAAGUUGUAUGUAUCUUGUAGUAUGUAUCUUGUGCACUUUUAUAGUUAAUCAAAGUUACCAGUGUAUGGUGAGCUAUGAGUUGCCUAAAAAUUUAUUUCUCUUUUGAAUUACUAUACUAUAGCUCUCAUUCCACCAUGGCACUCGGCUAGCGAAUCAAAGCAAUAAAGCACUUUUCACGGAAGUGCGUCAAAAUAAGUAUCCAAGGCCAGUAAGAUUCUAAAUAAGUUAUUUUUAACGUCGUUUAGUUUUGUUACAAGAGAUGUGGAAAACCAUAAAUAAUUCUUAACAUUUUUGGAUCCAUUUCGGGUUUUAAGUAUAGACCGUUGCAGGUCAGAGACGUUUAGCUGUCACUCUGAUUCUAUUGGAUGUUACUGUAAGCUCCGCCCACUCGCUCACAAACGAAUUUGGCGCCAGAGUUUCAACACUGCGGAAGUUUUAAUUGAAGUUGAUAUUAUUGCUGGGGAAGUGUUGAAAAGUUUAUGCCGGUUAUUUAAGAUGUUUGUAACAGACAUUAGAAAAGAGUUUUAUGAUGUUGUGGUCAAUCAGAGAGUGGCUCUGCUCGUGUCCUCGGACAUCGACGCGCUGUGUGCGUGUAAAAUCCUACAGGCUUUGUUCCACUGUGAUCAGGUGCAGUAUACACUGGUUCCUGUGACAGGAUGGCAGGACCUCGGUACAGCUUUUCUAGAACAUAAGGAACAGUACCGAUAUUUUGUCCUGAUUAAUUGUGGGGCAAAUGUGGACCUGUUGGAGACUCUCCAGCCUGAAGAAGAUUCGGUGUUCUUCAUCUGUGAUGCCCACAGGCCUGUUGAUGUGGUGAACGUUUACAACGACACACAGAUCAAACUGCUAAUUAAACAAGAUGAUGACCUUGGUGUGCCCUCCUAUGAUGACAUUUUCCGUGAUGAUGAGGAUGAAGACAGCGAUGGAGGGGAUUCUGGGAAUGAGAGUGAUGGUGGCUCAGAGCCAUCUGGAAAACGGCGGCGUUUUGAUGAGGGAGCGUUGGAGAGGAGAAUCGAGAGGCAGCGAGCGAGGAGAGAGUGGGAGGCUCGAAGGAGGGAUAUCCUGUUCGACUAUGAGCAGUACGAGUACCAUGGCACUUCAGCUGCAAUGGUUAUUUUUGAGCUGGCCUGGGUUAUGACCAAAGACACCAGAGACAUGUUGUGGUGGAGCAUCAUUGGACUGACUGAUCAGUGGGUCCAUGAAAAAAUCACACAUAUCAAGUAUGUAACCGACAUCGCUACUCUGCAGAGGCACGUGUCCCGCCAUAACCAUCGCAACGAGGAUGAAAAGAACUCCGUCUCUAUCGACUGCAUGAGGAUCACUUUUGAAUACGACUUGAGAUUGGCUUUGUACCAGCACUGGUCACUGUAUGAGAGCAUCUGCAACUCCUGCUACACCUCCUGCAGUUUUAAACUCUGGUCUAUAAAUGGGCAAAAAAAACUGCAGGAGUUCCUGGCAGACAUGGGCCUCCCACUCAAACAGGUGCGACAGAAGUUUAACUCCAUGGACAUGUCAAUCAAGGAGAACCUGCGAGAGGUCAUUGAGGAAUCCUCCAACAAAUUUGGAAUGAAGGACAUCCGUGUACAGACAUUUGGCGCGCACUUUGGUUUCAAGAAUCAUUUCUUGGCAAGUGAUGUGGUGCAUGCUGCUGCAGCCCUGCUGGAGAAUGUGGAGAAGGAAGAAACUGCUACAGACAACUUUAUCAAAGCUCUGGAUUGCCUCUCAAGGAGUAACAUAGAAAGGAUGCACUUGGGGAUUGAUCUUGCUAAGAAAAAGCUGAAGGCUAUUCAGCAGACAGUUGCCAGCUGCAUCUGCACUAAUCUCAUUCUCUCACAAGGACCCUUUCUCUACUGCCAUUUACUGGAGGGAACCCCAGAUGUAAAGCUCUUUUCCAAGCCUAUGGCCCUGACUCUGCUCUGUAAAUACCUGCUCAAGGCCUUUGUCUGCUCUACUCGGAAUAAGCGCUGCAAGCUGUUGCCACUCAUUAUGGCUGCUCCUAUGGAUGUGGAGAAGGGCACUGUCAUAGUCUUAGGCAUUCCACCCGAGUCUGAGACCUCUAACAAGAAAAAUUUCUUUGGCAGGGCCUUUGAGAAAGCUGCUGAAAGUACAAGCUCCAGGACACUCCACGAUCACUUUGACACUUCAAUUAUUGAGCUGAAGAUGGAAGACAAAGGAAAAUUUCUUGAUGCCCUCAUUACCCUGCUGUCCUAACACCUCCCCGCAUGCCUCAAGCCUCCCUCAAACAUCACACACCAAUAGAACAUUGAGAACCACGAUAUACUUGAUAUGUCAUGUCAUCACCUGACUUGGUUUCUUGGUGGACACAUUCUGCCUGUGAAUUUUACAUUGAUUGAAAGUAAAUAUGAGGUUUAACAUGUUUCCUGUCCGAUUUGUGUGUGCGCACAUGUGGAGCUGCCCUCCUGAAGACCUUGACCAGUAGCAGGCACACAUUUACUGCAGGGGUUUUAGUAAUCUGAUACAAGUCGCACAUAUCUUCUGUGUACUUUUGUGAGAUCUUGUAUGUGUAUUAUACUGUACAUUCAUUUGAUUUUGUUGUAGUUUUAAUGUUUUUUUGUUUUUAAAUGUGAAACUCAAUAUAAAAAUCAUGUACUCAAUAAUAAAUGAUGUUUUAUUAACUUAUCAAAAGGAUACCGUGUGUGUAUCCUUUUUGUAUAAAGUAUAUCAUAAUCAUAUGUUGUGUAAAAUGUUGGCUCUUUUU
Ictalurus furcatus (blue catfish) is the source of this 3324-nucleotide messenger RNA. It is a transcript of the gene cdc45, whose product is annotated as CDC45 cell division cycle 45 homolog (S. cerevisiae). Gene Ontology annotation, molecular function: single-stranded DNA binding; DNA replication origin binding; chromatin binding. Gene Ontology annotation, biological process: mitotic DNA replication preinitiation complex assembly; DNA replication initiation; double-strand break repair via break-induced replication. NCBI's taxonomy places the organism in Eukaryota, Metazoa, Chordata, Actinopteri, Siluriformes, Ictaluridae. The transcript is spliced from 18 exons. The record is from RefSeq and is a predicted model, not a curated record. Gene Ontology annotation, cellular component: DNA replication preinitiation complex. The coding region runs from base 1101 to 2816 and encodes 571 amino acids.